Arachis duranensis is the source of this 997-nucleotide messenger RNA. RefSeq names its product protein SPEAR3-like. Gene Ontology annotation, molecular function: DNA-binding transcription factor activity. The record is from RefSeq and is a predicted model, not a curated record. NCBI's taxonomy places the organism in Eukaryota, Viridiplantae, Streptophyta, Magnoliopsida, Fabales, Fabaceae. Bases 159 to 800 code for a protein of 213 amino acids. The transcript has 6 exons.
GUUAAAAUCUUUGCAGACAUUCAUCUCAUUUGGUGAUGUGGCAACGGCGAACUGGUGGCUCCCCUUCUCAACUACCCCUUCUAACACGCACGCAGCACUCUCAGAUCUCUCAUUUCCCAAUCCACCAACGUAGCAUAAUUAAUUAAGAAAGAGCAAGCAUGGGGAGCAGUUAUUUUGGAGAAGCUAAUAUUGAAAGAGGAGCAAGUGGUGGUUCUUCUUCUUGUUCUUCUUCAUCUUCAUCAAGGAAAGGGAAGAAGAAGAAUAGCAACUCGGAGAAGCAGCCAAGGCAACCACAGAGAGGACUCGGUGUUGCUCAAUUGGAGAAGAUUAGGUUACAUAGUCAAAUGGCCUAUGCUUAUCAUCAUCGUCUCUCUUCAUAUCCAUCAUCAUCUACUUUCAACAAUAUUAAUGAUGAUCCAAGAGCGCAAAUGGCAGCAUAUUCAUCACCACCAUCAUCAUCUUUCUCUUACUCUUCCUCAUCUACAUCAUACUCCCCUUCCUAUGCCUUCCAAACCAACAUUACGAUGGGCCUAACCGAAUACGAGAAAACUAACAUGAGAUAUGGUGAUUCUCGCUCAACAAAUACAGCAAGAUGGGAAAAUUCUAAUGCUGGAAUGUUGGAGAAUCAGUUUUCUUCUCAAUCCAAGGUCACUAUACCUUUCCAGUUUCUGAACCUAUAUGGGUCACAUGAUGACAUUGAUAGAGGGAAACAAAGGAGUGGUUCUGUGGGUUCAGGCAGUCACAACUCUGAAUCAAGUGAAGCUCAAGAACUUGAUUUGGAACUCAGAUUAUCUGUAUGAUCUUCAUGAAGCGGUCCUGUUCCUCAUGAUUGCAACGAUUUUAUUUAUUGCAAUCUUAGAUCUAGCAUUGCGCGAAAAAGCACAUGAUGAUCAAGAACAGGCCAAUGUUUAUGUAUGUGUUUGCUUUCAAUGCAAAAGCUUUCUCUUUUUGCGUAAUUUGUUGGAGAGAAAUGAAGAUUAAGUUAUUGUUUUCUAAA